AUGUCGGCAAUGCUUGUAGAUUCUUUUGAAUCCCGCUCCUGCCAGGAUCCGCCCCAUCUUAUCAAUCCCUACAACUCUGAAGUCAUUCUACUGUCCUACCAAGGAGGUCGCAUCAGCUGUGAUCACAUGGCAUUUUCCGCCAUCACAGAUCCCGAUCUCGUGAAAUUUCAAUUGAUGAUAAAUCCAAUGUACCAUGAAGAUCCAGACUGUGCUUUUUCAUUGAUAUACAAAUCAAUUCUCCAAUCGAAAGCGUUGACUACGUUUAACUGCUCCUGGUUUGCAGUCGAAAAAUAUUUCUUUAAGAUGACAAGAAACUCAACAUUUUAUGUCCAACUGAAUUUACACACCUCAGUCACCCAUAGAGCUCGGUUUAAGCUGAAGAUCAUACCCAUGGGCGCUGAAUUUAACACCGAAGAAGUGAUCGGGGUUAUAGCAGGUGGAACAAUUGGAGGACUGCUUCUAAUUUGUUUAAUUGGGUUCGGAUGUUGUAUUUUCCGGAAAAGGCAGAAACAAGAGAAGAAAUCAGAAAAUGUGAAUUAGGGCACCACGCCCACAAAUAUGUCACUUACUGUGCAUAUCAGAUUCCAUAUUAAUCGAGAACAUCGAUAUGUGUGAAUGUCUUAUCUUGGAAAUUUUAUAUCAUCUUUCAGUAACUAACACUGUCCGUAAUGUAUAACUCAAUUUGACAAUACUGAUUAAAGAAGG
This is a messenger RNA of Ostrea edulis (European flat oyster), 705 nucleotides long. RefSeq lists its product as uncharacterized. The record is from RefSeq and is a predicted model, not a curated record. The transcript is spliced from 3 exons. Bases 1 to 540 code for a protein of 179 amino acids. NCBI's taxonomy places the organism in Eukaryota, Metazoa, Mollusca, Bivalvia, Ostreida, Ostreidae.